UCGCAGUGAAAUUUGAUUCCGACUUGCAUGAAGCAAGGUGGCCAGCAGCGCCGUGCUUUCCAAUUUCCGCGCUAGCGCGCACCUCCCCACCAUCGCAGCGCGAUCUCAACUUCUUGAAUGUGCUGCUGCCGCGCGCGCGCCCUGCUAGCAUGCCAUCGGUCGCCGCGCUUCCGUGGCACCUCUGUGGCGCGCACAUCGCCCUUGUGCAUGUCUAUGCCCACUCUUGUCCAUGUGCAUGCUUUUCCAUGUGCAUGCUUUUCCAUGUGCCUGCUUGUUUGCUUAAUCUCACUGCCAUGCUUGCCCUCACUGCCAUGCUUGCCCUCACUGCCAUGCUUGCCCUCACUGCCAUGCUUGCCCUCACUGCCAUGCUUGCCCUCACUGCCAUGCUUGCUGCAUCCCUGCAGGGUCUCCUCGCCCGCCACCCCACUUUGCUCUCCCGUCUGCUGCCACUUCUGCCAGUGCGCUCCUCGCUCUUCCUGCUGCCCAUUUAUUCCCGCCCCGCUACUUACCCUCACCCCGCUGCGUUCAGGACAGAUGCUGAAUCUCGCAUCCCUCCUGCUGCUCCCUCCUCUUUGUCCUCCAGCAAUCUCGUGGAACACACUCCAACCCCCUGGCACCCGUCGCACACUCCGUGUACUACCCACUACGCCUCAGAUCUCAGCAGCAUCUCAUCCUCCAUCUACUUGGUGUUAGUCCACGCACAUGUCGCACAUGUCCUCUUCAACAUCAAUUCAUCUCCUCGCAGCCUUCGCACACUACUCCGUGUACUACUCCUUGCACCUCAUAUUGCAGCAGCAUCUCUUCCCAUGGCAGGUGCUGAGUUGGAGGGGAUGCAGGCGAAGACGGAGGUGGAGGUGUACCUGCUGCUGCUGGACGACCAGCUCGACGCCCUCGAGAGCUUCCCCGAGCUGCUCACCGCCAUGCGCACCGCGCUGGGCUGCCGCUGGCACCCGACGAGUACCUGGCGCGGCGGCGCAUCAUCCCAUCGCCCCGGAGCUUCUAGGGGCUAA
Molecule: messenger RNA, 1010 nt
Organism: Closterium sp. Naga37s-1
Lineage: Eukaryota; Viridiplantae; Streptophyta; Zygnematophyceae; Desmidiales; Closteriaceae
Source: the annotation of a GenBank genome assembly